Molecule: messenger RNA, 1894 nt
Organism: Pygocentrus nattereri (red-bellied piranha)
Lineage: Eukaryota; Metazoa; Chordata; Actinopteri; Characiformes; Serrasalmidae
Exons: 5
Coding region: 277-1116 (279 amino acids)
Biological process (GO): regulation of neuroinflammatory response
Molecular function (GO): signaling receptor activity
Source: RefSeq, a predicted model, not a curated record
GGGACGCAGCUGCGCGGAGAGGUUUAAAACAACUUUGGCUUUGGUGUUUAAGCCUUGCUGAGAUCUUCUGAGGCUCUAGAACAGGAGAUAAGAACUGGAGCAAAAGACCUGCGUGACGUUGACUCUUCUGACAGCACCAUCACAGCAAGCGCUUCAGAAGCGAGUCGUGUUCAGAGGAGGGAAACAGGCCAUACAUGAGGCACUGACAUCCAGACGUUCAAUAUAGACCAAAAACAGUGAGAGGAGUUCCACUGCUCUGACCUCUGCGUUGGAGACAUGGAGGAUAAGUGGAUGUUGAGGGCCAUGUUAGUUCUGGCUGUCUGUCUUGCAAGACAUCUCAUAUCAGGACACAGUGACAGAACUUCUUUGGAUUCUGACAAAACAUCACACAGCUCUGAUCCUACACAAGAAAAGCUUGAAGGUUCCAGGAAUGAGAGCUUUGAAGUGGACAGCAGGGUCACUUUACUCUGCACCAGCAGAAAGAUAAUAUGGAGUGAGAUGAUUUAUGUCAUCUGGAAAAUCAGCUUAAAAGAGAAGAACUGCAGUAUUGCUGUGGCUGUAAAUGACACAGAUGUCGACACCUGUGAAGAUGGGAAGAUUAUCAUUAGUGCAGGUGGAGACUACAGCCUGAUCAUCCCUCAUUUUUCCAUUAAAGAUGAAGGAAAUUACACCUGUGAUGUGUCCUACCGUGCGGGGGGCUACGUGGAAACAAUUCAUGUGUCUGCAUGGGCCCAUCCAAGCCUGACUGGUAGGCUGGAAGCUAAAGGUUGCCACACUUUCGCUGUCUGUGAAGUUCAAAGCUUACCCUCAGCUGCCAUCCUCUGGGAAACUCCAUGGAACUCCUCUUCACCCGAGACACACUCAUCCAGAGAUGCUAGAGGAGUUUUCACAGUGACGAGCUGGUUGCAGCUGCCUUGCGAUGCCUUUCACAAAAACCUGUCCUGUGUGGUCAUUGCUAGCGACUCCAAGUGGACAGAGACUCAAUUCAUCAUCUCAGUGUGCAAAGACACUGUUGAAUGGCUUUCUGUUCUUCUGGGGGUUUGGGCCACCUGGAUCAUCAUAAAGCUUCUGGCUGGCUUCUACAUCACAUAUAAAACUCUCAGACGGUUUAGGUAGGAUACUUCUGAAGACUGAUUGUGAGAUGAACUGUUCUAGAAAUGUUAGGUUUACUAUGGAACAUGUAAUGAACAAAUCAGUACUUAUCAAGAUCUUAAUAGGCUGUAAACAGGCUUAACAGGCUGAUUGCAGGCCAUAGUUUACCUCAUAGAGCAAGUGUGGGAUUUUGCAUACCUUGGGUCACUGAUUCAGGAUAGAAAGUGACGUCUUCGAAGGAGACACGUGCUCAGAUUGGACAGGCUGCCACAGUGGUUGCCUUGCUCUAAUUGUGCUGAUGGAAGAAGAAUAACAUUUCUACAAUGACCAAGACCUACCUCUUUCAAACGCUGAUCCAAAUCCUGAUCCAAAACUUGGACCCUACUCAAGAUGGAUUUUGAAAAAACUCUCGACUUUCUGAAUGCGAUGCCUGAUCAUUUCGUGAUCACAUCAACAACGACACCUUCUGAGCCAACCACUGUUGUUUGAUGUGCAGGUGUGAACGGGAGAACAUGUUGGGCCAGGUGGAACCGUUCAUGGGACGCAACCCCACUAAAAAGGGACUGUUAUUGUUGUUGUGUGUUUAUUUUGAGAAGUGUCAUGUGAUUACUGUGUUUAUAUGUGCUGGGUGGUGGGUUUAGCUGAGUAGGUUAAACCCUACCCUAGAGUGGAAAAGCAUGGCUGUGGGUGACCUUUCCAGCAAUUCCGGUUCAAUUUUCUGCUGUUUUCACUGAAGAACAAAGCUUUCAGCAGAAAUUAUGGCCUUGGCUGACUCUUCUUCAGCACAACUCCACAACACUUU